UAAGCACGUCUUGUGAUACACCAACCUCACUCUUUCCUCUCGGAUGCAAUAGCAAGGAAGCCUCACUGCUCAACAAAGAACCCACAUCAACACAUCUACAAGUUCAUACUUACAACCAGCACAAUGGAACAGCCCACUAGACCUCCAUUCGAGGACCUCCCACUCGACAAGGAAGGACCUCCAGGCAACGCAUGGGGCCUCUACGGCUUCGACGACGAGCUCGGCGCCCUAAACAUGAUAACCCCCGCCACCGUGAAAGCCGCCGCGCAAGAGAUCCAAACCGGCGAGCGCGUAUCACUAGACUGGUAUCUUAACCUGCCCUCUUACCCAUCUUUCGGCCGGCCCUCAUUUGGCUGGCGCAUGGAGAACAGAACCCACCCAGAUGGAACCAAGCGCACCGUCAACGACGACCACCUAGACAUCAACACCCAAAGCUCCAGCCAAUGGGACGGCUUCAGACACUACGGUUACCAACAAGCCGCCUGCUACUACGGCGGCCGCACGCAAUCCGACCUCGAAAACACAGACAUCAUCGGCAUCGACAAGAUCGCGCACUCGGGCGGCAUCACCGCCCGCGCUGUUAUCCUGGACUAUCCGCGGUAUCUCCAGAAAUCCGGUAAAGAUGCCAUUAAUGCGCUUUCGAGCCACGCUAUUAGCGCGAGGGAGCUGAAGGAUAUGCUUAAGGGGACGGGCGUCGAGGCCAGGAAUGGCGAUUUGUUGCUCGUGAGGACCGGAUUUACGGAGCAGUAUGGCAAAUUGGGGGAACAGGAGAGGAAGGGGUUGGCGGGGAAGCCGCCACGGUUUGCAGGCGUGGAGAGUAGUAAGGAGACGUUGAGGUGGAUUUGGGAGAGCGGGUUUGUGGCGGUUGCCGGCGAUGCGCCCUCCUUCGAGAUGGCACCUUUGGUAGGCGACCACAACAAGCCUGGUGGCAUCUGGAAAGGUGAAGAGUGGGAAAGUGACAUGCAGGGUGGCGGUCUUCUGCAUCAGUGGCUACUGGGCGGCUGGGGAGUCAUGAUCGGUGAGAUGUGGGAUUUGGAGAGGCUGUGUAAGAAGGCAGAAGAGUUGGGGAGGUGGACGUGUUUUGUUAGUAGUGUGCCGUUGAAGGUUCCUGGUGGUGUUGCAAGUCCGCCGAACGCUGUUGCUAUAUUCUAGGUUCUUCUGUACAUAGAUGAAGCCGCCAAUGAACAUCUUGGAGCUCUUCUCGUCGGCUACACAGUGUCUCGAGGAAAUGAGAAGCUGCAAUUGAUGUCCGAAUCGGUUGCCUUGUCUGAGACUUGUUGGCGAGGUACGAGAGGGUAUGAGAGGGCGUUUCGAGAAUGACACCUUGUCGCGGUAAAUUGUGAGUGAUCAGUACGCGUGUGCGGAAGUAUUGAAGGAUUGAACUGAGGGUGUAUUGAACUAAGCUGUGUGUUUAAAUAGUGUGAGGACAGGGAGGUUUGACCAUGAG
This is a messenger RNA of Macroventuria anomochaeta, 1447 nucleotides long. RefSeq lists its product as uncharacterized. The coding region runs from base 124 to 1152 and encodes 342 amino acids. The transcript is spliced from 3 exons. Gene Ontology annotation, molecular function: arylformamidase activity. Lineage: Eukaryota; Fungi; Ascomycota; Dothideomycetes; Pleosporales; Didymellaceae. The record is from RefSeq and is a predicted model, not a curated record.